GAGAAUCCGAGCAAACCUACGCGGUAGACGAAAUAAUCCAAAACAAUGGCGACCUCCAGCGACUCCAGGUCUAAUAAAUCCUUCAUCAUCAACCACAUGAAUGGCGACCACCAAGACUCCCUGGCGCUCUACCUCCGCGUCUACUGCCACGUUUCGUCAGGAACCGCCCGCGCCGCAAAGCUCGAAGACAUCACGCUGAACGACCUCCUCAUCAGCGUCAAGGGCACCCGCUACACCGUGCCCCUGGACCCACCGAUGAAGAGCCUCUCGGAGACGCGCGCGCGCGUCGUGGCCAUGCACAAGGAAUGCCUCGCGACACUGGGCCUGUCGGACAUCGUGAUCAAAGAGUACAAGCUGCCGCGCGGGGGCCAGAUCGUGGCCUUUGGGCUCUGCGCGGCCUUCUUCGCGCUGUUCAGCCGGCGCAGUCACUUCCUGCCCGGCUCGGCGGUCUACGAGACGGUCGGAUUGGACAAGUUCCCCAACGCUACGGAGUUCUGCCACCAGUACCAGCCGCAUCUGUUCUUCGGUAUCUUGGGUUGCCACAUCGUCGAGGCGAGUCUGCUGGCCUGGAAGCGGUUGCGGGUGCACGGCGUCCCAUUCCUGUCGGGGGUGUGGUGCGCGUGGUAUGCGUCGACGGUGGUGGAGGGGAUGUCGGCUUGGGUACGGAUCAACGGGAUGGUCAAGAAGGAGCAGUCGAAGCGGGAGAAGCAUCAGUAGAGGAUAGGGACCUGGACUGUACAUAAUUCAAUUUGGCCUGCAUACAACAAU
Aspergillus campestris IBT 28561 is the source of this 768-nucleotide messenger RNA. RefSeq names its product DUF2470 domain-containing protein. The transcript has a single exon. NCBI's taxonomy places the organism in Eukaryota, Fungi, Ascomycota, Eurotiomycetes, Eurotiales, Aspergillaceae. The record is from RefSeq and is a predicted model, not a curated record. The coding region runs from base 46 to 717 and encodes 223 amino acids.